This is a messenger RNA of Anopheles moucheti, 10281 nucleotides long. RefSeq names its product homeotic protein female sterile-like. The record is from RefSeq and is a predicted model, not a curated record. The transcript has 12 exons. Gene Ontology annotation, biological process: regulation of DNA-templated transcription; chromatin remodeling. The coding region runs from base 1020 to 6476 and encodes 1818 amino acids. Lineage: Eukaryota; Metazoa; Arthropoda; Insecta; Diptera; Culicidae. Gene Ontology annotation, cellular component: nucleus; chromatin.
CCAUUACCAGUGCAAGUACUACAAAGCAGGGAAAUCAAAGAAGCAGGAAGUGGUGGAGAGAAUAUCCACCCGAUAGGAAGUGGGUGCUUAUUUCCGCUUUCUAAAAAACCCCUCGAACGGAGCAACCACUGAUGUGUGUGUAUGUGCGCAUUUGAUUCGCGGUGUGUAUGUGUGUGCGUGCUGUCGGGUCGGCUGGGAACAAAACGGAUGAAAAAUGCUUGAUUUCGACGAGUAGGCAGCCAUUUUGUUUUCCAAGUUGAUGUGCACCACUGGCGCGAAAGAGUUGAAUAGAUACAAGGCAGUAUUGAAGUAAAAACGCUAAUUCCCACUAAAAAGUCAAUCAACCGCUGCGGUCAAAUGCGAAAAGAAGGGUCUAACUGCCGUGUAGUAGCAGCCUUUUAAGGAAAAUCUAGAGAAAUAAAUGUCCGGGCGGCGGCGGCUCACUGGACGAAACGAAUAUCAAAGCGAAGACACCUAACACCCGCGAAUUGCUUUGAGGCUUAAGAGCUAUGGUUUUGGGUACGGCAACGUAGUAACAUUUUUCCCGUGAGCCAAAAAGUCGUCGACGUCUGUUGGAUGCAUGGGCAAGUGACUUUUCGCAGUCUUGCUAGUCGAAAUUAAGCGGCUGGAAUUUUUCCGCUGACUUGCAAACAUUAAUGUGUGCUGCGUUCCACUAACACAACCAACCGCGGAUCUUGCUCUCGCUCUUCCUCACGGAGCCGCGGGUAGUUCGUGAGAGGCAGCCACAUCGCCGAGAGCCGAGUGCGAAAGAGCCAACAGGCUGCUGUGCGCGCGACGUGCAAGCGAGACCACCCGAAGCGUACAGCGGUCGUACAGUGAAGUUUUCUCAUCGCCUCAGCAGUGGCUUGUGUUCGGCUCGGAUCGCAAUUUUCAUCCCGAAUUUAUGCUGAAAAUUGCAUUGAACGCACAGGUUUCUGCAGAACUGUGAGGUGUUUGUGAUGGUACACAGCUGACUGGACAGCAAUCCUUGAAACCUUAAACGGCUUAGUCCAGAUACUAUGCAGCAAGGAUCAGGAUCGACAACGCCUACAGCGGUACCGGCAAGUGUGCCCCCAGCGCCGGCAUCAAUCGACAGUAUGGACGAUCCACCGCCAAGGAAUGAGCCCGUCGUCGAACCGGUAAAUGGGAUUGUGCAGCCGCCCGUAAUGCCACCGACAGAGCGUCCGGGCAGGUUGACGAAUCAGUUGCACUUCUUGCUGCGCACCGUAAUGAAGGCAGUAUGGAAGCAUCAAUUUAGCUGGCCAUUCCAGCAACCGGUCGAUGCGAAAAAGCUCAACCUACCAGACUACCAUAAGAUCAUCAAGCAACCGAUGGACCUGGGCACGGUAAAGAAGCGGCUGGAAAACAAUUACUACUGGACGAGCAAAGAAUGUAUACAGGACUUCAACACAAUGUUCACCAAUUGCUACGUGUAUAACAAACCCGGCGAGGAUGUGGUAGUAAUGGCGCAGACACUGGAGAAGUUGUUCCUAACCAAGGUGUCCCUCAUGCCGAAAGACGAAACAGAGAUGGAAGUACAGCAACCGAAAGGUGGCAAAAAGAAACCCCGAUCGUUGGCACCACCGGGCACUUUGGUGGGCAAUACAUCCGUAACGGGGGCGGCGGCAGCUGCCGGCGUCGCACCGAAUGCAGCCAUCGUGGCCGGUGCGAAUGCGGUUGCAGUGGCGGCAGCGGCAGCUGCUGCGGCCCGAGCACGACCCGGUUCGGCACUUGGAGCGGCUGUAUCGUCCAGCGUUCCUCCACUCAGUGCGGUACCACCGGGGGUGGUGGGUACCGCAUCGUCGGUGGUCGUACCGAGCGUACCACCGAUUGGUACCCUGCCACCCCAGACUGUGCCUGGUAGCACUAACACCACCACAACAGCAGGACCCAACGCGGCAGUCGCGGCGUUGACGGCGGCAGCCGCAGCUGCUGCGGCUGCUAGCGCUCCGCACAAUCCCAUGAGCAGCAACCCGAUCGGUGCGCCUGUAGUCAACAAACCGAGCGCACCAGCAAACCCGCCGUACAUGGUAAACAGUUCGCAGGCCGGUAUGGAAACCGUUUUACCUCCCCAACAACCAGCGAAGGUUAAAAAAGGCGUUAAGAGAAAGGCAGAUACCACAACGCCGACUGCAACCGUAUUCGAUCCGCACUAUGGCACACCGAUGGACUCGAACGCUGCCAAAAUUGCCACCCGAAGGGAAUCCGGGCGUCAGGACAUCGUACCCUAUCAAACCUCGACCUACCCCAUGUCUCCGAUGGCGCACCAAGGAACGACCUCGUCGCAAUAUCCGCCGAAAAACAAGGAGAAAUUGUCCGACGCACUAAAGUCUUGUAACGAAAUACUGAAGGAGCUGUUCUCGAAAAAACACUCCGGAUACGCCUGGCCAUUCUAUAAACCUGUCGAUGCGGAGUUGCUCGGACUGCACGACUACCACGACAUAAUCAAAAAGCCGAUGGAUCUCGGCACGGUAAAACGGAAAAUGGAUAACCGGGAGUAUAAGUCAGCGCCAGAGUUUGCCGCGGAUGUUAGGUUAAUAUUCACCAAUUGUUAUAAGUACAACCCGCCAGAUCACGACGUGGUCGCAAUGGGCCGGAAGCUACAGGACGUGUUCGAGAUGCGACUAGCGAAUAUACCGGACGAACCGGUAAACAAUGUGGCUCCGCAUCAUCAGUGCAAGGAAAGCGAGCCAUCGUCUUCGAGCGAUUCCAAUGACAGCGAUGAUGAGAGCGAGUCGGACGAAGAGUGCGCACAGAAAUUGAAGUUACUCGAGAAGCAGCUAUUCGAGAUGCAGGAACGAAUGCGGAAACUGACCGAGGAGGCACUACAGAAAAAGAAACAGAAGAAGAAAACGAAGGACAAAAAGAAACCGACAGUGGCAGGGCCGGGUGGUGGUGCAAGUGGCGGUGCAAGUGAUAUUAAGGGGAUUAUGGAUCCUCACACCGGACUCGGUAUGCCGCAUGGCCCCGGCAAAGCAAUGCAUCAGAUGGCAGGUGCAAUGGGUCAACCACCGAUGGGUGGACCGGGAACGGCACCCGUGAUGGCAGCACCUGGGACCAAGGCAAAGGCAAAGGGACAGAGAGCUCCAAAGGCGGGUGGUGUCGCUGGUGGCGCUGCGCCCAAUGCGCCUGCAAAACGUACUAAAAAUGCGGGUGCCGCUGGAACUAGUGCACCGCGUGCGCCGAACAAGAAGAAAGCAUCGCAAAAUGUGUCCAACUUCGAUUCCGAGGAGGAAGACACGGCCAAACCGAUGUCGUACGACGAAAAGAGACAGCUGUCGUUGGACAUUAACAAACUACCGGGCGAUAAGCUGGGCAGAGUUGUACAUAUAAUACAAAGCCGGGAGCCAUCAUUACGCGAUUCCAAUCCGGACGAGAUCGAGAUUGAUUUCGAAACGCUGAAGCCAUCUACGCUACGAGAGCUGGAAAGCUACGUAGCAUCCUGCCUGCGCAAGAAAACUCGUAAGCCUUACUACAAAAAAGUAUCUGGUAAAUCCAAGGAGGAACAGAUGACGGAAAAGAAGCAAGAGCUGGAAAAACGGCUCCAGGAUGUGACGGGUCAGCUUGGCACAGGGAAAAAGAACGCGAAGAAGGACGAAGCCAACAAACAGGACGUUGCUCCUUCCGGAGGCAAUAUGUCCUCCAGCAGUAGCUCCAGUGAUUCCUCGUCGUCGAGUUCAAGCGAUUCCAGUUCUAGUGAUUCCAGCGACAGUGAAGCAGAAGCUGGAGGGCGACCACCGCGAAAGAAGAAGAAGGAUACCGCCUCUCCGAUGGUGCCCGGAGGCAACAGUUCAGCUAACACGUCCUCUGCUCCAGCCAACGCAUCAACACUAUCGGCAACGGCAGCGGUAUCGCAGAUGCUACCGAGUGCUGGUGCCGCCAGUAACACAAACACCACCUCCAACACCACUACUACCACGAACAACAACAAUUCCAAUACCAUCACACCACUCCCGAACGCCGCCGCUCAGCAGCCCCAGCAACAUCAGGCAGGCGGAGCCCUAAACCAAACACCGAUCGUCGCUGGCCAGCAGCAUCACUCACAAAUGCACUUUGCGCAACAGCAGCAGCAGCAGCAGCAGCAACAACGGCAACCAUCAUCAAACCAGCAGCCUGUCAUACCGCUACCACAUUCAUCUCACACUGCGUCCACGUUGGUAUCAUCAACUUCCUCCACUACCACCUCCUCCUCCUCCUCCUCCUCUUCUUCCGCAUUAUCAUCGGGUGCAGGAGGUUCCGUGUCGAGUAUGAACGUUGGAAGUGCAGGUGCCGGUAGCGGCAGCAUUAAUGCCACUAACAAUCCUCCAUCAAGCAUCGCCGCUAACAACAACGGUACGGCCGUUUCAUCCAGCUAUGGUGCAAAUGCCGGAAUGAUCGGUCUCUCACAAACGCUGGCCACCGGGCCGGCUGUGGGCGGGACGGUAGUUGACACUGUUCCAGGGCUGCUGCAGAUACCUUCCCUGUCGCAACAGCAAACUAUGUCCAGUGCCGCCGUUGGGCUCAGCUCACAUGCGCUAGCGAAUUCUUUAAUGAUGUCGGCAGGCGGUGCCGUUGUAAAUAGUAGUAGCAUCGGCGGCGGUGGCGGCGGCGGCGGCGUCAGCGGAAGUAAUAACAGCGGCAAUCCCAACCCGAUCGGUAGUAGUAACAGCAACCAAAUCUCUCUACCACCUCCCAUACCAUCACCAAACACCACCACCUCUACUACCAGCACGAUGCUACCUGUGAAUAAUAAUAAUGCUUUGACCACCACCAGUACUAGUAAUAAUCAGAGCAAUAGUGCUAUCUUGAAUAAUUCCAUCACUGUUACGCAGCAGCACCAGCAGCAAACAGGCGGAGGGCUCAGUACCAAUGGAAUCGCGACGACUGUUCCGGUCUCAGCCCAUGUACCAUCGUCGUCCGGCAACACGAAUGGCAGCGAUGGUGGUGCAUUGAGCACAAGCAACGGGUUGAUUAACAGUAUGCUCGGUUUGCCUGCGUCGUCUCAGCUUGCCUCCAGCCUGGCUGCGAUGGCCUGUAUGGCGGGCGGUUUGCCGCAGUCCCUGCAGAUGACGCAGAGUCAACCGGUGGGUAAAUCGCAACAGCACGGUACAGCCCAGUCCCAACAACAGCAGCAGCAGCAGCAGCAACUACAACACGCACAACAGCAGCUAAACCAACAGUUCCGACUCGGUGGUGGUGCUGGUAACGGUCACGGUGGUCUCGGUGGCGGCUUUAUCGAUCCGCUAGAGCACACGCUGAACUCAUUCGAGCAGUCCAUUAAGGCAGAGCCGCUGGGAUUGAAUUUGUUGAACGAUAUGCCCGCAGCACUGAAGCAAGAUCUAACGACCAGCAUGCUAACGGCAAAUAUGGAUCUGUGCAUGGCGCACUUGCAGAAUCAAUUACAUUCGGGCAACAACGGUUUCGUGAGCGAGUUUAAUGGCAACGGGCCGUUGAACGGUGGUACGGGCGUUGGGAUGGGUCUUGGUAGUGGUAUGGGUCAGAUGGUAAUGAGCAGUAUGGCAUCGUCGGCCGCCGCCGCCAACUCGGCACUGAUGGGUGGAAACAUGCCGUCGAUAUUCGAGCCGCUGCAGAACUUUAUGCGAUCCGGUGGUGGACCCGGCCCUUAUCAUCAGACGAAUGCGGCCGGUGCGGGAGCCUCGGGAAUGGCUGCACUGGUCACGGGUGUAAGUAACAGCAGCAAUGGUGCUGGGCUUGGUAGCAACAAUGCUGCCGGUGUGAUGCACGAUCGAUCGAUCGAUCUAACGCAGGCCGGUAGCGUGAACAACAACCAACUCGUUGGAGCAGGAGGAGCGGGUGUUGCGACCGGAAUGUUACCAGCUGGCAAUGGUGGUAAUUUGAUGACAAUUAAAAAGGAGGAACCCGGCGUUGGUGGUGGCAAGUUUAUGCUAACACCGAAACCGAUCGAAGAUUUGCUGAUCAAUCCAAAUGAGAAAAAGAUGGGCAGUACGCCACCGCCGGCAGAUGCGAAGGGAAACAUGGCGAACGCGUUUAACAAGGGUCAGGAUUCGAAGAGUGUUUGGUCGUCGCUGGCCGCAGCCGUUUCGCCCCAAAAUACGCCAACGUCGAACAAACCGAAGCCAGCGAUGGACUCAUUCCAGGCGUUCCGCAACAAGGCGAAGGAGAAAUUCGACCGUUUGCAGCAGCAGGAGCUGAAACGGUCCCAGAAGGAGCAGGCGGAGAAGGAAUUAAAACGUCAGCAGGAGCAGCAAAAGAUAAAGCAGGAGGAGAUCAACAACGGACGCAAAUUGCCAAUAGAACCCGUCCAGCCACGAGUAGUGGAAGAGAUCAAAACGUCGCCCCAAGGCAGUCCGUCGCCGGGCACACCUACCACACCGCACGCACUUGAUCGUUCGGCCGCAAAACGGGCAGAGCUGCGCCGUCUGGAACAGGAACGUCGAAGGAAGGAAGCGAUGGCGGGUCAGAUCGACAUGAACAUGCAAAGUGAUUUGAUGGCCGCGUUCGAAGAGUCCCUUUAAUGUGUCUCACUGUGAUGAUGCGUUCUGUGUGUAUAGGAAGAGAGAAAAGGUUUCUUCCGCAUUCGGUUUUCGUGUGAUAAAGAAAUCGACACAACUUCUGAGCAAUGGAAAUGCGAAUGUGGGGGGACACGUUUCGAUUGUCGAUUGUCAUCGCUGCAGCUUAGUGGAUCCAUCUGGCCUUUGGUGUAUUACGUGUACGAAACGAUAUCUUACGUCAAGCUUAUUAAGCGAUGUGUUAAGCAUCCGACGAUAGCUGCUUGCAUCAGUAAUAUUGAACUAUUAGCGUUUGUUACCAAAAAUAAAGGUAAAGGAUAAAGCGUAACACACACGCGCAAUACCACCGAAUCGUAGGCAUAUUUGUUGUGAAGAUACAUCUAAACCAAAAUUUGGAGAGAUCCUCGGUAGAGCAAUAACGCUAUCCUGAUCCUGAUCGAUACACGAAAAGCCAUUAACUGAUGAACGAUCCUCGAGAUGGGUCGAUAAUUCUCCUUCCAUUUCCUCGUGUCGUGGGCACUAGGUUGUCUCAAAACGGUCUCACUGAAUGGUCAUCUCUUUGUCAUGUUGUGUAAUAGUUAUCAUGGCGCAAAAAACAAAAUCUAUUUGACGAUGAACACAGUCAACGAGAAAAGGCGAAUUUUCUUUCAAAUUUUUGACGUUGCUCAGUAUCAGUACUACUGGGCUUCGGUUUGGAGCUAGGUUUUGAAACGUUGGACACGCGAAUGUGUUGCGUACCUAGUGUGUAAAAGAUAACGCAGCAUCCGUAUAUAUUAUACCCCCUAGAAAUAUUCUAUAGAAACAAUCAAAUGAUCCAAACGAGACGAAGGCAUUGGACAUGGAUAGGUAGUUAAGCAAAGGAAAAAAAAGAAAACAAAAAUAAACAAAAAAAAAUCCCCCCGUAGUUGAGAUACAACAGAUAGAAAUGAACCGCCAAACUCCCCGCGGUGAGUAGAUAUAGACAUAACGGAUCAAAUGGUGUUAAAGGGUAAGAUGGAGAAAGGAGCAGCAAUGUGUGCAUACUGUACUAGUGUAUAGAGAUACUUUAUCAGUUGUGAUAUAUAAAUUAAAAAGAAGGAAAAAACAGUAACACAUAACAUAAUCUUCGCGGAUGAACGCUAAAAAGCAUCCAAAACCCCUAACGUGUAGGCAAUAGAAGGUGUCAAAGAAAAGUGGACAAACUAUAUAUACACACACACACAUACACACUGGCAGGUACGCAAUAUAAGUCUGUACAUUGUGAGUUGUGUGAGUCAUGAAGCAGGAAAUACGAGGAAGUAGGCAGCAAGUGUAGAUAUAAUUUUAUCCAGAAGUAGAAGAAACUAAGUAGGAGAAGAAAAUACUGAAUAAAAGCGCGAAUGGUCGUUUUUUGUAGGGCGCGCGCGCAGGAAUCAUUUUCCGAAUACAAAUCAUCAUUUGCAAGAUACAGACCAUUGACUGCAUCUCUCGGCAUCGACAAGAUGAUCGUUCACGAAUGUAAUAUAUUUAUGUAAAAUAUACUCACAAUUUUGACCACAUAACACAUAAAUACCACCAAACAUUCUCCUUCCGCAGUAUGUUCUUUUACAGGUCGAAACUCACGUUUGAUGAAUGCAGUGCAUCGCGCGUGUGGUGGGAUGAAGCGAUUUAAGAGUUUCGCCACGGUAUAAUGAAAGACAUCGAGCAAGUGAACGAAAUACUAAAAGCGGAAAGGAAUUAAGGCAGUAGUCAGUCCGGAGAAUUUGAAAUUGAAACAUUGCAAAAAAGUGAAACGAGGUGAAAUGAUUGGUGUAUGAUCAACUACUCUGUAGAUCGUUGUUUUGUGUAUUGUCAUUUGCCUAAACAUGAUCAUUCGUAUUACCAUCCGUAGAUUAAGCAACAUUCAACCCCAACACGCACCAAAAUGGAAGAAAUAAACAUGGAGAGAUUGAGUGCGCUUGCAAGUUUCUUCAACUUUGUCGCAAAGAAAGUGAUGUAUAUAGAAACAUUUGGCCGCAAAUGUAACAAAAAACAAAAAAACGGAAUGAGAUGGUAGAGAAGCAGCAUGUACGAUGGAUUAAAACAAUCUUUUCCGCAGGCAAUAACGGUCAAUUUGAAGGGUAAGCGUAUAGAAAGGCAUAUAUAUAGGUAAGCGUAUUUAUUAGCAGAACAAAACAAACCAAGAAAAGAAAAAUGCAACCGAAUGGCUCGCCAGCAGAAGAAGCAAGGGCGAGGAAAAGUAUGUUGGGUAAUAAACACUUCUUUUACGAUUUUCUUUUCCUUGUCGCGGCGUUUACUAUUUGAUGUUUUUCGUUUGCUCGUUCCCAAAUUUAUCCCGUUUGUUUCCGUUUACCAGUAGUAGUUAGUGCAAUAUUAUAUAGACAACCUGUUUAACUAGCGUCCCAUGUGGGGGUUUUCGUUCUGUAUCGCAUGCUGUAAACAGGGACAAGGAUGCUAGUAAGUGCAUCACUUAAUGUAGUGUACUAAUAGCGGAGUGUUGUGCUUCGUUCAAGUGCGUUGAUUUGUAUAGUCGUAGUUCUUACCUUAACGACUAUUUAAUUUGCACGACCGUCAUAGAAUUUUCGCUCUGGUUUAGCAGAUUACCACAAAGCUAAGAAAAUUUAUAGUGAUUACAAGACGAGAAACGAAAUUGUAUGGCGUUUUGCACGAGAAACAAAACAAAAACACACACACACAAAUUAACCGUAAAUGUUUAAUUAGUAACCUUUAAUAAACUAAGCGAGCGUGAGUGGGAAUUGCGAUAAGAUAUUACAUUACUCACAUCGGAACGAAUGUAAAGAGAAGGUAAAACUACACAAUUUUUUGCGGUGCAAUCGACCUUAAAUCAUCUCACAGCAUUAUGAUGAAGAACAGGCGUAAUAACAAAGGCUACACGUGUUUAGUUCAGAACGAUCGUAGAUCAUAAGCCGGUAGUAGUGUUACUGUUAUCACCCUUUUGAUGUGCAGCAGAUCAGCAGGAAGAAACGUAAAUAUCUUGGUGACCCUUAAACCGGCCAAGCCAUUAUAUGUAUGUCAAACCUAACGUUGAUCCACUAAAGAGGGCCUUGUCGAUCAGUCGUCAUUGUACAGUUGCGUUGUUUUAGAUUUGUUUUCAUUGGUUUAGUAUUGUACUAUUGCUUCAGCAGAAGGUGUUUAGUAAUUUGCUAAGAUUUGUUUUUUAUUUUUCAUAAUUACAUCCCAUAUACCCAUAACUACAAUCAACAUCUUGAGUGUUACUACCCGUGCGAUACAGUCGUUAAGAAGUGGUGCCCGUAAUAUGUAGUGUCAAAAAGAGUAUUAAUAGUUUCAUAAGUUAAGUUACGAGGUUAAACAGCCUGGCCGGACUGUAGCGGGCCUGAUUCGAAAAGCAGAAAACAUGGAAUUGCAAAUGAGCGAAUUGUACAGCGAGUGGGAUGUAAUUCGAAUGAACGUUGUAACUACCAUUGUAGGGUAUCGAUAGAAAUUAGUCAUGUAAGGAUGGCGUACCGUUGGAAAAACAGUAAUUUAAAAUUUGCCACAAGCAAAACGCGCGGUCUACAACGACGAGAUGGUGCGUCUGCUGGGGACACGCAUAAAUUAAGGAUAUAGUAAAAUGAGCGCAUAACGAAGGAAAGGAAAAACUAGCAGCCAAUAUUUUUUUCUAUUACAAUUUGGGUGGUUGGAGGAACGUGUGUACGUUUCAUUGAAGAGAAAUGUAUCGAGGUAUCGAGGGAGUCCCUCUUUUUGGCAAUAGCGUAUACAUAAAUCGACACAGUCGAGCGAAGAAACAACACUAAACUCUAGCACUAGAUGUAAGAAGUUAUGAUGUGAAUAAGUAUAAGCUCUGUACACGGCAAACCUGUCCUUUGAAAUA